GCGUUACUUGUUUAAUACUGACUACACCGAUUUCUUCAACAUUUAAGCGGUCUAUUUUAACGUUUCUUUUUUUAAUAAGAUUUACUAAAAACGAUAAGACGCAUUAGGAAAUGGGUUGUUUCUUUUUUAAUUGCAUGAUCUUUAUUGCUCGGCAUUUAUUGAUCGGCUUACUUCUUCGCUUCAUCAUCUGUAAUAAUUUAUCCACAAAUUAUACACUAAUGCGAUGCGAAUAAGGAUGUAUUAAAAAUAUAAAAAAAAAUAUGUAAGAAGAUUUGUCUUAUUUUUGAUAGGUAUUUUUUAUCUGUGAUUAUUAUAAGUCAUUUACGUACACUAAAAAUAUUACACAUUUUAUAAUUUAAUUUCAAUUGGAUCAUAUCAUAUAAUAAAAUGGCCGAAAGCGAUAUGAAGUCAUUAAUGACCUUUUCGUCCAAGUCAGAGGCUAGUACAGCACUCGCGUCACGGUCACGAUGGAGGAACGCCCCGUUGCAUGAACGAUGUACUAUGGUGGACAUGAUUAAAAUCAAAGAAGCUUUUCAGACAGCCUACAGAAACGUACUGUUGCCAACUGAGUUCCGAAAUGUUUUAAGCACUUUACUCAAUGUGGAUUAUGAUGACGAGGAAUUUCAAAUCCUUUUCAUGAAGAUCAAUACAAACCGAAACGGCGAGAUCGGCUGGGAUGAGCUUGUUUCGCAUCUUCUGUUGGGUUACUUUGCCAAUGACCCAGAGAACCAGAGAGAGUCACUGCAACCGCCGAUCAUGGGCCUUCCCACCGUAAUGCGCUCUCAGCAUCGGCAUCCCAUAUCCAGGAUAUGCUUUUGUCCUGAUGUGUCGAAGGAUCGUAGUACAGACCCUAUGCAAGGUACAUACAUAACAGCAAGUCGCGAUGGCAUGAUCAACUGGUGGUCACUGGAUAUGUCGUUGCUGAGAACUGCCUUUUCGUCCAGCCCUCACCUGAAGGUCAGCACGACCUGGGUCACGGAUAUGGUGUGCAUGCCCGACGUGAACAUUGUCGUAACAAGUUCCACAGAGCGCGACCUACGUUUCUAUGACUGUACUGCUAAGACAUUCACCCUCAAGAUAAUCAUUACUAGUUGGGAAUACAUGAUCUGCACGAUGUACUACCAAUAUCACAAAGAUGCGAAUGAGAAGUGCAUCCUCAUUUGCGGCGACGUGGGAGGCAACGUGCGAAUACUGCUGUUCUCGCCUGUGAAGCGCGGCCCCUUCCGCAACCAGGCCGGCCGUGCGCUGAUCCAGUUGCGACACGUCGACCUGCAGCGGAAGCCCCAAGUGCUGCCGGAGAUGCGGCUGGUGGAGCUGCAGCGCGUGCACUCGGAGUGGGUGCGGCAAGUGUCGUUUUACGCGUCGCUGCAUUGCGUCGUCUCGUGCGCCACAUGCGCGGACUCGCUGCUCAUGUGUGACCUCGCCGGCUCCAAGACGCAUAACAUGUUUCGAGUUGACAAGGGCAUUCAGUGCUUCGCGUUCGACGAGGAAGCGCAUGUGCUGGUGACUGGCGGACCGGACUGCGCGGUGCGCGUGUGGAAUCCGUUCGUGCCGACGCGGCCCGGUGCCGUGCUGACGGGUCACCGCGCCGCCAUCACAGCCCUCGUGCUACAGAAUUCCGGCCAGACCAUCUACUCGCUCUCGCGCGACCGCGUCAUCAAAGUCUGGGACGUGCAGGGACAGGUCUGCGUGCAGACAUACAUAGACAUCCCCUCGCAAAUCGGCGAGCGGACUCCGAUAUCGGCCGUGUACAACAAAGCAACUCGAGAGCUGAUCCUCGCAGCCAUGAAGAUAGCAGUGCUUGUCUUGGAUGAGCAGCUCAACCCUCAACACACCGAUGGUUUCACGCACUCGCGUGCUGUAGCCAAGAUACUAUACAAUCCCUUAUUCAAAGUCGUUAUCACUUGUGGCAUGGACAGCAUUAUUAUCAAUUGGGAUCCGGUUACAGGUAAACGCAAUGCGAUGGUCCGCGACGCCCACACGCGACUGUUGCACGGUGAGCUGAUCCCGGUCGAGAUCACGGCGGCUUGCUUUGAUCCUGGCUGGCAGCUACUGGUUACUGGCGCACGCAAUGGCACUCUUAAAGUAUGGAACUUCAAUACUGGCUUGUGUCUAAGGAAUAUGGCAAUCGAACACAUGUGUGAAGUUACGAAUUGUUUUUGGGUAGAGGGGAGGAUCCUGGCCGUGGGGUGGAACCGUCAUGUGACGGAGUUUGAAGACACCGGCACGGCAAGUAGCGGUAAAAGCUGGGAGACGAGGCACAGUGACGACGUGCUGGCGGCGGCUGCACGCUCGCCGCUCUCGCUUGCCACUGCCUCCUACAACUCAGAGCUGCUGCUCUGGAAACUAGAGACGGGUCAACCCUACAGACGGUUUUCGUGUACAGAUCCAAUGCUACGCAUCAAAAUGCACUACAAGAAGCGAGACGUAUCGCGUACCACUUCACCGACAGCCACUACCACCCGCCGCGCCUCCACGCCUCUUCUUAGCACGAGCGCGCGGCUGUCGACGCCGACGGUGGGCGCGGCGGUACACAAGGCGCGGGCGCGGCGCGUGUCGCUGGGCGCGGCGCUGCCGGCGCGCGCGCAGGCCAUGCGCCAGCUGGCCGUGCACGCCAUGAUCUUCCUCGAGACACGCCCCUGCACCAUGCACGACGCGGCCCUGAUGGUUGCGCUGGAGAACGGCCAGGUGCAGGGAUGGUCAGAUCACCCAGCGGGCGGGUUCCAGGGCUCGUUCCAGGGAGUCCACACUGUGGGCGAUUAUGUAUCUGCCUUCGCUACAGACAGCGCUAAUCGAUUCCUGUUUACUGGCACCACAGUGGGAUACAUCAAAGUGUGGCUGAUGACAAACUAUCUCAUGCAAGAACAAGUUCACGUGAAUAUGCCAGAGCUGCGAGUGCAGUUUCCGUUCCUGUGGCGGGACCGCAUCGAGGGUCGCGCGAAGCGAGCCGUACGCGACCAGCCGCUACCGCUGCUGCUCAGCAGCUACCGCGCCCACCUGCGUUCCAUCACCACCAUGGCCUAUAUAGAGCAUAUGAAACUGGUUCUUAGUGGAAGUUCAGACUACAGUGUACGUGUGUGGCGGCUGUCUGGAGAGUACUUGCAAACAUUGGGAAGCUUUGUGCCCUGGACAUUAGAUACCACCAGAUUCCCGCCCGAUGUCAAAAAAGUUGCCAGCUUCACCACUUUCAAGGUGUGGCGAUCGGGCUGGGUGUCGCGGUAUGUGCCAGGGCAGGUGGAAGUGGACCACCUGCGCGACAUCACCGAGCAGGAGCUACGUACCAAGACGUAUGGCACGACGCCGCCCGAGCCACUGCUCGGCCGCUACUUCGAGCUGCCCGCGCGGCCCGACCGCCACGACCCCAUACAGCUCGAUGACUCGCUACACACUAUCCCGCUGUACGCACACCUGCGUAUGGCGUCUACGCAGCCGGUGCGGCGGCCGCCCACGCCGGAACUGGUGCGGCAAACGCGGCUGCGGAACAUGCGCGCCAAGAAGACGCACUUCGAGCCGUCCGCCGUCGCCUCCGCUCCCACGCCCGCGCCUGCGCCCUCUCGCGCUCGUGCCAACGAGUAGCGAGCAACCAGGAGUAUCGUGAUUAUUCAACGAUUACUGUUGUGAAGUUUUAUAGAAGAUAUUUAAUCUAGUUUUGAUAAAGUUAAUAUUAUUGUAAUUUAAAUAAUCGUGUUAUUUACAAUGAUGUUUGUUAAAUAAAGUUGUUAAAAU
Galleria mellonella (greater wax moth) is the source of this 3726-nucleotide messenger RNA. RefSeq names its product WD repeat-containing protein on Y chromosome-like. The record is from RefSeq and is a predicted model, not a curated record. Lineage: Eukaryota; Metazoa; Arthropoda; Insecta; Lepidoptera; Pyralidae. Gene Ontology annotation, molecular function: protein binding; calcium ion binding. Bases 388 to 3576 code for a protein of 1062 amino acids. The transcript is spliced from 19 exons.